Molecule: messenger RNA, 5930 nt
Organism: Suncus etruscus (white-toothed pygmy shrew)
Lineage: Eukaryota; Metazoa; Chordata; Mammalia; Eulipotyphla; Soricidae
Gene: TGFBR3
Product: transforming growth factor beta receptor 3
Exons: 16
Coding region: 65-2617 (850 amino acids)
Source: RefSeq, a predicted model, not a curated record
CUGAUUUGUGAAGAUUGUCUGUGAUCCAGUCACUGAACAUUACCCAUUUGUUCAGGAAAGGAAAAUGGCUUCUCAUCUUGUGGUUGCUGUAUUUGCCUUGAUGAGCUCCUUUCUCACCACCGCAGGUCUCGAGUCUAGCUCCCAUUGUGAGUUGGUUCCUGUCAACACCUCUCAUCCAGUGCAGGCCUUGAUGGAGAGCUUCACUGUCUUGUCAGGUUGUGCCAGCAGAGGUACAACGGCUCUGCCACAGGAAGUGCAUAUCCUGAACCUUCGUGGUGCUGACCAGGAGCCCGGGCAGCUGCAGAGAGAGGUCACUCUACAUCUGAAUCCCAUCUCUUCAGUUCAUAUUCAUCACAAGUCUGUUGUGUUCCUGCUCAACUCCCCAUAUCCUUUGGUCUGGCAUCUGAUGAUUGAGAGACUUGCACUUGGUGUUUCUAGGCUUUUCUUGGUAUCGGAGGGGUCAGAAGUCCAGUUUUCAUCAGGAAAUUUCUCCCUGUCAGCGAAAACUGAAGAAAGGAGUUUCCCCCAGGACAACGAGCAUCUCUUAAACUGGGCUCGAAAGGAAUAUGGAGCAGUCACUUCAUUCACUGAACUUAAGAUUGCGAGAAAUAUUUACAUUAAAGUGGGGGAAGAUCAAGUGUUCCCUCCUACAUGCAACAUUGGAAAAAACUUUCUCUCACUCAAUUACCUGGCCGAGUACCUGCAGCCCAAAGCAGCAGAAGGGUGUGUGAUGUCCAACCAGCCCCAGGAUAAGGAAGUGCACAUCAUUGAGUUAAUCAGUCCCAACUCGAACCCCUACAGCGCUUUCCAGGUGGAUAUAAUAAUUGAUAUAAGGCCUUCUCGAAAGGAUCCUGAGGUAGUCAAAAACCUUGUCCUAAUCUUGAAGUGCAAAAAGUCUGUAAACUGGGUCAUCAAAUCCUUCGAUGUGAAGGGGAGCCUAAAAGUUAUUGCUCCCAACAGUAUUGGCUUUGGGAAAGAGAGUGAAAGAUCCAUGAUAAUGACCAAAUCCAUAAGAGAUGACAUUCCUUCAGCUCAGGAGAAUCUGGUCAAGUGGGCUUUGUACAAUGGCUAUAGUCCAAUAACAUCAUACACACUGGCUCCUGUGGCUAAUAGAUUUCAUCUUCGGGUUGAAAAUAAUGAGGAGAUGAGAGAUGAGGAAGUUCAUACUAUCCCUCCUGAAUUACGGAUCCUGCUUGGCCCUGGCCCACUGCCUGCCUUGGAGAACCCACCUGUCCGGGGAGGAGGAAGCCGAAAUGGAGGUUUCCCCUUUCCUUUCCCUGACAUUGCCAGGAGAGACCAAAAGGAAGGGGAAGAAGAUGGCAUCCACCAGCCAAAUGACCCCAUUCUUCCCAGUAUACAACUGUUUCCUGGUCCCCAAGAGCCUGAAGAGGUUCAGGGAAGCAUGGAUAUUGCCUUGUCUGUCAGAUGUGACAAUGAAAAAAUGAUUGUGGCUGUUGAAAAAGAUUCCUUUCAGGCCAAUAGCUACUCCGACAUUGAGCUCACCCUGUCAGAUCCUACAUGCAAGGCCCGGAUGAAUGGCACCCAUUUUAUCCUGGAAUCUCCUCUGAAUGGCUGUGGGACUCGACACCGGCCUGCUGCCCCUGGUGGUGUGGUUUACUAUAACUCUAUUGUGGUACAGGUUCCAUCCACAGGAGAGAGCAGUGGUUGGCCAGAUGGUUAUGAAGAUUUGGAAUCAGGUGAUAAUGGAUUUCCAGGAGAUUUGGAUGAAGGAGAUACUCCCUUCUUAAGCCGUCCAGAAAUGGUGGUGUUUAAUUGCAGCCUGCAGAAGGUGGUAAGUCCCAGUAGCUUCCAGGACCUUCCCAACAGAAACAUAACCUUCAAUAUGGAGCUGUACAAUACUGAUCUUUUCUUAGUACCAUCCCAGGGGGUGUUCUCCGUGGCAGAAAAUGGACACAUCUAUGUGGAGGUGUCUAUGACUAAAGCCGACCAAGAACUUGGAUUUGCCAUACAGACAUGCUUUAUCUCACCAUAUUCUAACCCUGAUAGGAUGUCAGAUUACACCAUCAUUGAGAACAUUUGUCCUAAAGAUGAAUCUGUGAAAUUCUAUAAUCCCAGGAGAGUACACUUUGCUAUUCCGCAAGCUGAGGUGGAUAAGAAGCGAUUCAGCUUUGUAUUUAAGCCUGUCUUCAACACCUCACUGCUCUUUCUUCAGUGUGAGCUUACAUUGUGUACCAAGAAAGAAAAGGACCCCCAGAAGUUGCCUAAGUGCGUGCCUCCUGAUGAAGCCUGCACUGCGCUAGAUGCCUCCAUGAUCUGGGCCAUGAUGCAGAACAAGAAGACAUUCACCAAGCCCCUUGCUGUGAUCCACCACAAAGUAGAAUAUAACGAAGAAAAUUCAAGCUUCAAGAAACAGAAUCCAGAUCCUCCACCAGUUUUCCAUGGCCUGGAUACCCUGACUGUGAUGGGCAUCGCAUUUGCAGCAUUUGUGAUUGGAGCACUUCUUACAGGGGCCUUGUGGUACAUCUAUUCACACACAGGAGAGACAGCCAGGAGGCAGCAGGUACCCACUUCACCGCCAGCCUCUGAGAACAGCAGCGCAGCACAUAGCAUUGGCAGCACGCAGAGCACACCCUGUUCCAGUAGCAGCACAGCUUAGCCUGUUGGCCGUGGCCGAAGGCAGGACCUCCCGGCCACAACCAGAGUGUUUAUUCAGACUUGGAAGACUUGAUUGUGGUUACCUGUAAAGAGAGAAUGAAUUUCAAUAUAAAGAUCACCUGUAUUAUUCACACACACACACACACACACACACACACACACACACCACACACCACACCACACCACACCACACCACACCACACUCCAGGGCUAUUAUGUAGGUGGCCCUAGACAUAACUAACACACUAGGAUUUGUGUGAAAAAGCUAGGGUGGUGGCCUUCUCCACCAGCCCCUCCUGGUUUUGGGGGUUUUCAAUGUGAAACACAUGCCAGUUUUUUAAAUGCUGCUUUGUCCGGAUAAGAACAUCCAUGAUUUGGGAUCCUGAGUUUUACCUAGACUCAAGAAAUUGGUAAAAGGAUAAGAGCCAGAUAGAACCAGUGAGAUGUGGCCAAAGAUUCUUUUCUAACUGAACCAAGAUGUAAAAGCAAAAGAUGUGUUCUGAAUCUCUCUAAAGUUUCUCCUUGUGGAAUUUGCACGUUUGUCAGGAUGCAUGCUUCACAUCCGCUCCACACCCUUGGUGUGUGUUUGUGUGUAUGUGGGGUGGGGUGGGUAAUGCAGGACUUGAUGGGUCCUACCCUCAGGACUGAAUCCUGACACACUUCUAAGCAACAUUCCUUUCUUGUUCCUUGGGUCACAACCAUGCUAGUGACCCUAUCCACUUCCUUCUCUCCCUCCUCCCCAAAUGGCACGCAGCCUGCAAAACUGUCUUAAUGCAAAUUUCUUUCUUAUCCAUUUAGAUGUGGAAAUAGCCAGAAACUGGGGCUACAGACUUGAGCUCCUUUAUGACAGUCUGUCCUGCUAAUCUGGCAUGUCAGUUGAGACAGAUUUCAUUUGUAAAAAUGAAGAGGCAUUUGUACAGGACUCUAUGUACUCAAGUACAAAGUUUAUAAACUGUCAUCUGGCAUAUUCAUUUUUUCUCAGAUAAAGAAGGGGGAAAAGGCCCCUUGGAAAAUGCCCUGUACCUCCAGAGCUGGAAUUUAAAAUUCUUACAUAUAUUUGGUAGAUAUUUAUGUUUUGAUUCAAAAUAGGUCAACCUUUUUAAACAGACUCUUGAGAAAAGAAAGCUCUGUGAGAUACAAAUGCCUGGCAGACUAUGUUCAGUUCCAGUUGGUUAUCUGGACAGUAUCCCCAGUUCUGCCAAGAAAAUAUUGGGAUAAAGAAUGGGUCACUCCUUUGGGUUGCUUUAGUUCUCUUGCCUUAAAUACAUCCCAAACUCAAGAAAGCUUUGAGGUAAAUUUCAUGAAAUGGAAUCAUAUGAUGCCGCUUUACAAACAAAAUAAGCUCAGCUGAUACUUACAUGUUAAAAAAAAAUAAUAAUACCAGCAGAAGAUACCAGUGCCAAGUCAAUUUACUACUGAGGACUGCUUCCUUGCCAAUAAAUAUAAAUUUUCCACAAUUCCCCCAAACAACUCAGAAUUUUGUGGGACUAGAAUGUAUUCAGAAUAUUUAUAUACAAGUCCCAUUGACCUUAUAGUUAAGUUGCACCUGAUUCUUUGUAAAGGAAAUGUGAAAUAGGAGAUGAUGAUGACAGACAUAGGAACAUGAUAGAUGGAGACUGACUGUUCAUGUAACCACUCAGUGGUAUUCUAACUGAUGGGAUUCUUCAGAUAUUUCUAAGGAUAUCAUUUUAACCAAAACAGAUUACUUUGAGGGCUAAGAUUUCCAGAUAUCUACACUGAUAUAAAGAAAAACUUACAGAUUCCCACGUACAAAGGAAGAUGUGAGAUUGAAGAGUGUUUUCCCCUCAGUUAAUUUUUUCUAACAUAAGGUAUCAGAGUAGAGAACCUAGAUCACGCUACCUGUGUUUGAAAGAUAAUGCGCUUUGCCUAACCUUCAGCAGAAUGUAUUGUUUUAGUAUAUUCUAUGUAAAAAUAUUUAAAGAUGUCUUCAGAGAAGACUAGAGUCUUUAAGUCACUUAUAGCUAUAUUUUACUACCAAAAGAAUCAUGUAUAAAGGUAUAUUUAAGUGUCUUAGAUAAAUUUAAGUUACUCCAUGUUUAAUUUCAGUUACUGUGAAUUCUUUUGAUCAGUUCUUUGUCUUUUAAAAAGCCCUUUCCAUCUUGCUACAAAGAAUAUUAGCUCUUAAGAGGUAUUAAAGAUCCAAUGCCAAGAUGGACAGGGUUAAAAAUUUUUUGUAAUAUAUUUAAAUGUAUAUUUUUGAAAGAGAUACUACAUUGCCAAUGAUUUUAUAAAUAAAUUAAAAUUUACAGAUUUAUGGAGACAAACCAAAAAAAAUUUUAAAGCAAAGAAAUAUCUUUUUUGCUGUUCUUGUCAGAAGUCAUUUAGAUCAAGAAAUCUGUGCUAAUGAAACCCAUAGAUGAUUGGAGUAUGAUUGUCAUUAAUUGUUGAAAUAUUUCUAAACACAGAACAUUUUUAAAGUGUUUUUUUUAUCUUCCUGUUACAGCAUUUCCAAUUGCUUCACACUUCACAGUUUUAAUACAAAGUACUAGCUCUAUUUUAUAACACAUUGUGCAAGAUUAAAAAAAAGUUGUUAUAUUCCAAUUAUGCUUUUCUGUUUGCAAAGUUGUUCCUUAUGUUUUUAGGCCACAGCCUUAAUUCUCAGAAGCCAUUUUGUUUUGUUUGCUUGAUAAAAUGCUAUUGUUGAAAUGCUCUGAACUGCAAGAUAGAUCAUCUGUACAAUAUCCUACAACUUUUCACCAUGUGGUGUUUAUCAGCUUUUACUCUGUACUUUAAUAGUCAGAGAAUUCUAAGCUAUUUCUGUAGCAUUUUCUAAACAACAACAGUGUCUUUUCCUUGUCUCCUAAGAUUGCUAACCCAUUCCCUGUGUGUGCUCUGUGGUGGGUAUGAUUGAGAGUGAGUAUGGGGGUGCAACCCACCCCAAUCUUUCUGUACUGUAACUACCUCAAGGUUUGAGUGAAGGUCGUACUGCUGGUUGUGUUCACAGAGCACAUUUUGUUGGAUAAUCUUGUGUGUUAUUUUUUUUUCCUGUUUGUUGUUUUCUUGGGGUUGUUCAUGACACUGACAGAUGUUUUUCUAAAAAGGAUUAUCAGUUUCCAGAUACAAUACUUCUCUCUUCUGGUUUUUCCUAAAUGAGCCUGAUUUUGUUGCUGUUUUCAUUAUAUAUGAGGGUAAAAAGAGUACCCUUAAAAUCCCUGUGGCCAGUUUGAACACCCUGGUGUACUUUUUUCUCUGUUCAAUGAGUCUGCAAUUUUGUGAACAUGCUUAGAUGUAUAGUUUUGAUAACCACAGUUUUAAAUCCUUUAUCUAUGCAUAAUAAAAAGAUAUAUCAAUUA